Molecule: messenger RNA, 5190 nt
Organism: Dioscorea cayenensis subsp. rotundata (Guinea yam)
Lineage: Eukaryota; Viridiplantae; Streptophyta; Magnoliopsida; Dioscoreales; Dioscoreaceae
Product: protein MODIFIER OF SNC1 1-like
Exons: 10
Coding region: 184-4755 (1523 amino acids)
Biological process (GO): epigenetic regulation of gene expression
Source: RefSeq, a predicted model, not a curated record
UCUCUCCUUCGCUCGAACUCCGUCCGUUUCCUUCGUUCUUCUCCGGCGCCGGCGCCGGCGCUUCCCCACCGCCACCCCGAUUCGGCGGUGCCUCCGUCGACAGUCUCUUGUUCACCAUUAGAGUCCCCCGCCCUCCGCACCAGGUAGCUUUUGUCACUAAAUGAUUUUGACAUCAUUAAAAUUAUGGCUUCAAGUAUACUGACAGGAGACCGAAGAUAUGGUACUGUACGAGGAAAAUUCACUGUUUUAGGGAAAGUUCCGAAACCCAUCAAUUUGCCAAGUCAAAAAUUGGAAAACCGUGGCUUGGACCCGAACGUGGAAAUUGUUCCUAGGGGUACACUUACCUGGGGCAGCAGAGCAGCCACACCAAACGCAUGGGCGUCAUCAGCUUCAUCAUCGCCUCAUGCGGAUGAAAAUGCUAACUCACCAGUCAGAGGUCGACCUUCAUCUAGUGGAAGUGGCCCACGCCCAUCAACCUCUGAUAGUGACAAGUCCAAUGAGCUUAAUUCUAAAGCAUGGGGCCAGAAUUCACGGCCAUCAUCUGCAUCGGGAAGCUUUGCAUCAAAUCAGCUAUCAUUGGCUCCAAGCCGCCCUCGAAGUGCUGAAUCAAGACCUGUUUGCUCACAGCUAUCUCGUUUUGCUGAAAACUCAACUGAAAAUACUGUUGCAUGGGGCUCUAGAACCAAUUCCAGUGGGUAUGCACCGAGUUCUGGAGAUUUCCCCCCACUUGGUUCUGAGAAUAAUUCUGAGUCUCACAUGCAGCGAGGUCAUAGUUCUCACGGGCGUCCUGCGUCUGCUUCUGGCUCAUCAACACAAAAUGAAAGGCCUGAGCUUCCCUGUGGAGAUGUGAAUGCAGACAGAGACUCAAGAAAUGUUGAUAUGCAGUUAACAGAUUCCUAUCCAUAUGGUCAUGGUGAUAUCCCAUUAGACAUUGAGAAACGGAAGAGGGAUUCCCAGCAGGGCUGGGCUUAUCCAAUUGCUGACAUGCCACAUCCCCAGUUUGGUAAUUGGCAUGGUCCUGAAGUUAACACUCCUGAUGAAGUUUGGCAUAAAGGGACAGCUGGUGGUCCAUUCAGACCAGUGGGUUCUGCUGUUACUUAUCCUAUUGAGCAUUUUGCAUAUUUUCGUCCUCAGAUUCAGGGCCUUCUACCUAAUCCACAAUCUAUUCCAAAACCAGGGGGUGGUCUUGGCUGUUACUACCCUGAGAACAGAGACAUGCACUUCCCUCGCCAGCCACCUGAUUCUUACAUGAUUUCUAGUCAACAGAUCAUCACUCUGACACCUGGAGUUCAGCAAACUCCACAGCCCAUUGAUGGGUGUCAUGAUUCUCGGGCAAAUUACUUUAAUUCCAUUAACAGUGAAGUCCCUUGUAUAGGAAGCCCUCCUGAUGUCGGUUACCUAUAUGAUGAAAAAUCCAAUGCUCACUUUAGAAAGUUCCAUAUGAGUUAUUCAUCUCGUGCUCCUAAUACGGACAAAGAACAGGCAAAAUCUGAUCAAGUAGAUGAAAUUCAUGAAGGACAAUAUGUAGUUUUAUUAAAACAGGAUGAUGAUGGUGGAGAUCAUAUUGUGCAUGAGAAGAGAGAGCAAUCUAUACUGUCCAAUUGCCCACAUUUUGAAGGAAGCAACCAGCAGGAAGCUACUUCAUGUCAGGGUAAUUGGAGAGCUAACAGCAGAAAUGGAGAAGCUUCAUCAGUAUCACCUACUCCUGGGACAGGACGGUCUUCUGAGCCUGUUAGUGAUUGGGAAGGCCAUUCUUCUGAUGAUGCCUACCUGACAAAAUCAUUAGGAGAUUUGAAUGAUGUAACUGAUGAGAGUUGGAUGAAGAAAGAAUCUAAUGGUACUGCUCCUAUGCAUGAUGAGGAACAGUAUUCUGCUAUAAAAAGGGACUCUAGCCUGAUGGAGAAGAUAGAGGUCUUAAAUAACAAAGCUCGGAUUGCUGACCAUCAUAUUGAAGGUGGACAACUGUCCUCAAAAGAUGCAGUGAAAACUCUGAAGGAUGUUAAUUUACAGGCAAAGGCUCCUGAAAAGAACACUUGUAUUGGUGAUACUUUAGAUGGAAGUUGUCUCGCUUCUGGUAUAGCUCAACCUGCAUCUCAUAAAAAAAGAACUUCCAAUGAAGACACAGAGUGCAGGAAAGUUGUCCUUCAACCAUCAGAAUCACAAGUUUUUAAAAGCACCAAGUCUGGUGGUUUGGAAAAUUGCAGAAAAACUCAUCAUCAGAUUCGAAGAAAAGGCCACUUUGUGCAGAGUGGUCUUGAUUGUCGUGCUAAAUCGGGUUUUACUGGUAGUCAAGGUGAUGAUGAAUUAGUUAAAAGAAUUGCUGGAAGAAAUUCCACAAAAAGUAGUUCUCCUAGAGACAAAGAUAACUACACAGUUAGUGAGGCACCUGACUUCUCUAUGUCCCAAGAUAUCAUUGAGAAGCAAGUAUUACCUAAUGCAACCAAUGCAGAGGAUGGAUCAUUAGCAACAAAAUUUGCGCAUUCUAAAGACCACCAUGAGAUCCAGAAGGCAAUAGCAACCCAGCACUCCAAACAGCUGGAGGAACGCCAAGUAAAGGAACUAAAUACAAAAUCUCUUACAGAGUUGGAAGGAUUGAAUAGGCAUAUUGCACAUGGUUUCAACCAGAAUUUUAACAACACCACAACUACAAGCAAAGAUUUUGACCACAUGCAGGCCUUCAAAAGUGAUAGCACUCCUAAAACAGUUGGUUCUGUUGAUGAAUCACAAAGAGGUAACUCAGCUGGAAAUAAUUCUGGGUCAACAAGUGAUCCUUCUUUGAGAUCACAAUAUCAAUCCUUGUCUUGGGAACAAGAUGCCAAUAAUAGUGGAGAUGUCACCCGUAAAUCUAGCAGACAUUUUCAUGAAAGCAAAUUUCCGAAGCAUAAAAACGUGGGCUACAGGAGAAAGCAGAGUACUAUACAAGAGAAGAUUCAAGGUCAACAGCCAUUUUCUGUUAUGAAUGUUGGGAGAAGGAGUUCUGUUGAUGUCAGUAUGCAUCAUUUGGAGUGUGACAGUGUACUCAAAAUUGAGGAUCUGCCAACACAACCCAAAAAGAAAACUAACAGGACCUCAAAGAGUAAACUUAAAGCUGAUGAGGUUUCAUCAAGAUCCAGCAUUCAAUCUUCAGCUAACAAUGAAGAGAACCUUGAAAAUGGUCCUCUUAAUAUUGGCAAAACUCAGUCAGAAUCUUUGGUGGAGAUCAAACCUGAUUCAGCUCAAAGUGUGAUUGAAACUCUGAAAAAUCAGUGUUCCAGGGACGAGGUUGGUACACCUUCCACUGAAGAAUUGCUUCAGGAAACAGAUCAUUAUUUCAGGGGGAGUAAUCAUUGGAAACAGCAGUCUUCCAGGCCAAUGAGAAACCAGCGAGGUAUCAAAACUGGUUAUAAGUUCCAUGGCAGUGAGGCUGUAAUGUGGGCACCUGUGAGACCACAGAACAAGACCAUACAAUCUGAUGGCACAACUCUGAACCAUAAUAAUCAGAUAGGUGAUAAUUUUUUAGAAAAAGAUGAGCAUGAUACACAAAAUGUAGCAAAAACAAAGAGGGCUGAAAUGGAAAGGUAUGUUCCCAAGCCUGCAGUGAAAGAACGAUUGUAUCAGAAUUCUCAGCAGAACUUGCCUUGCAUCAAUCAGACGGCACCUUGUGAGGUCAUGGUGGAACCUGAUUUUGAUGGAAAAUCUAGUGUCAAACAAGAAUUUGGUUCGGAUGCUACUAACGGAGAAGUUAAUAAAUCUAAUAGGCGUGGCAAAAUGCAUGCGUCUUGGUGUCAACGGCAUUCAGCUGGACUUCCCCCUGUGUCUCAGAGCUUCUGCAAUGAAGGUUCAAGUUCUGCUGAUGUUGCUGGACAUCUUCAGCCACAACAACAUCAUCAAUCAAGGGGUGACAGCAGAGCUGGGUCGCAGCUUGUCUAUGAUGACGUGAGGGAUAAGAAGCUGAUCAACGAUACUGGAAGUGCUUUUCCACUUACUGAUAUUAAUGGCUUAAAUUGUGGAACCAAUGUGGAAAAAGAUGAAACGCCAGCUUUAGAGUCAGCUAUGUUAGGAAAUGAAAAUGCAAGGUUUUCCCAUGAGCAGAAGAGGUGGCAACCAAAAUUUCAUUCCUAUCCUCAUAGCACUGGGCGUGGAAAGAGGGGCAUGAGGAGUCAGAGGGUUGCAUCUCAAGGUCAGAGGUUUGACAAAGAGUUUCGUUCUCAAGGCACAGGAAAUUCUCUUGAAAAUGUGGAUGCUAAUUACUCAGCUAGAAUUACUGGCGGCAUUGAAAUGAGAAUUGCAGAGAAUCAAGAAGCUGAUCAUGCAGUACCGCUGAAUUCUGUUAAAACUGAUCCAGCAGAAUUGCUUGACAAACUGUAUAAUGAAGAACUUCUUAGGCAAGAUAACCAACAAGAGCAACCGGUUUCUUCUGCAAUGUGCCAACAUGGAACAAAUAAUGGCCAUUAUGGGCGAGGACAGGGAGCAACUUAUAGGGCUCAAUAUGGAGGGCAAGAUGCCACUAUGCAAAACCCUAACUUCAGCAGAGGCAGGAAGAUUGGCUCUCAGUUUGAAUAUCAGCAGAUUGGGUCUUCUGACAAACCAAAUGAUUACUCUCAGCAGAACUUUACUGAUCUAGAGAAGCAUGAUAGUCCAAGGGUUCAUCAAACAAAGAACAGGGGUCGAGGUCGGAAUUACUAUAGACAUCAUGGUGGUGGUAAUCGUCAAUUUUAUGUGCAAACCAGCAGGACUGCAGUCUGUGUAACAGAUCAAAAAAAUUUGGCGGAAUGACAAUUAUAAUACAAAGUGCAAAUAGAUUCAUUUUGCUCUUGAUUAUGGUUUUGGAUUUUUCUCCUUCAUGGCGGCAGCAUUCAAAAUCAUGGCUGGUUCACCAAUUACACAAUUUAUCAUCGGUUUCACAUUUAACUUGGAUGUGUGCUUUGUGAUAGUUUCUUCACUCCUUUGAAAAAGAAGAUUGAUCAAUUGCUGCUCUUGAAUAUUUUGGAUGUGUUCAACCUUCAUGCAGCUGUUGAUAUUGUUUGGUGGAUCAUCACGAGAAUGGUUUCUUGCUUAGCUGUGGCUGUUAAUGUUCUAUUCCAUUUUUUUGUCUGUGAACCUCAUUUACAAUAGUGUACAUAUAUUACAUUUGCAGGAGGCCUGAGAUUGGCCAAAGACCCUUUUGCUUUUCCUUUCAACCAAUGAUAUAGUGGUGUAUUGGUAGCCGAA